AUGGAUUUUUCUCUACCGCAUUCUUUUUGCUUCUUUCUUCUUCUGCUGCUGCCAUUUUCCACCGAUGGUCAGACAUACAGAAACAUAACUUUGGGCUCAUCUCUCACGGCUGCAAAUGACAACUCUUCUUGGACUUCACCAUCUGGGGACUUUGCUUUUGGAUUCCAACAAAUUGGCGAUGAUGGCUUUUUACUAGCCAUAUGGUUCAACAAAAUACCUGAAAGAACCAUAGUCUGGUCAGCGAAUAGAAAUGAUCUAGUUCAGAGGGGAUCAAGGGUACAACUUACUACAGAUGGUCAGUUGGUCCUAGAUGACCAAUCAGGCACACAAAUAUGGAGCACCAUUAAUUCCGGUGGAAUUGCAGCUUCCUAUGCAGCCAUGCUUGACACAGGAAACUUUGUGCUAGCAAGCCAAUCAGCUGCCAAUUUGUGGCAGAGUUUUGAAGAACCAACAGAUACAAUGCUGCCCACACAGACUCUGAGUCAAGGUCGUGAACUAAUUGCUCCCUACCUAGAAAAGAAUUAUUCAGAUGGAAGAUACAUGUUUGCUCUACAACCUGAUGGGAACCUUUCCCUGUACACCACACGUUAUCCAUCUACUGUCAGUAAUUUUGCUUAUUGGAGUACCCAAAGUUCUAUAGCAAGAAAUGGUACUGUGAUUAAUACUGUAUUCUCUAUACAAGUUUCGAUGCAAGGUUUCUACCAGAGGGCAACCCUUGACUAUGAUGGAGUUUUUAGGCACUAUGUCUACCCAAAGACUGCUGCUUCAAGCAGCAGAAACGGGGAUAUGGCCUGGACUACUUCGUCUUUCGUACCAUCAAAUAUCUGCACGGCCAUUCAAGGACAAGUAGGCAGUGGAGCAUGUGGUUACAACAGCGUGUGCAGAUUAGGAGAAGAUCAAAGACCACGUUGCGAAUGUCCUCCAGGUUACACUUUCGUGGAUCCCAAUGAUUUGAGGAAGGGAUGUAAGACAAACUUUGUUUCACAGGAUUGUGACCAACCAUCGCAAGGAACAGAUGGCUUCGAGUUGGAGGUGAUGCCUAACGCAAAUUGGCCAUUCAAUGAUUAUGAAUUUUUUGGUUCAGUGAGUGAGGAUUGGUGCAGACAGGCUUGCUUGAGUGAUUGCUAUUGCGCUGUUGUUAUUUUCAAUCCUGCUGGACAGUGUUGGAAGAAGAGAAUCCCUCUCUCGAAUGGGAUGAUAGAUCCAGACACUUAUGGAACCAAAGCCCUGAUAAAAGUAAGGAAAGGCAACUCCACUGCAGGUUCAUGCGCAAAGAAGAAUGAUCGAUCAACUUUGAUCAUAACAGGCUCAGUACUUUUAGGCAACUCCGUCUUUCUAAAUGUGAUCUCAUUGCUAGGAAUCUAUGUGUUCUUUUCUCGAAUGAACCGACAAAAAGCAAAAAUGAUCCUGCCACAUAACGUCUUGCCCGAUGUGAAUCUGGUAAGUUUUACUUACAAUGAGCUCGAAACAGCUACUGGAGGAUUUAAGGAAGAAUUGGGAAGUGGUGCUUCCGGAAUUGUUUACAAAGGGCUUCUGGACAAUGAAGAUACACCCCUCGUUGCAGUAAAGAAGUUAUAUAAGAUGAUCAGAGAAGGGGAGCAAGAAUUCAGGACAGAAGUGAAAGUUAUUGGCAGAACAAAUCACAAGAAUUUGGUCCAACUUCUCGGAUUUUGUGAAGAAGGGCAACAGCGACUUUUGGUCUACGAAUACAUGAGCAAUGGCUCCUUGUCAAACUACCUAUUUGGAGAUUCAAGGCCUAAUUGGUACCAAAGAAUGCAGAUUGCCUGUGGUGUAGCAAGAGGUCUCCUUUACCUCCAUGAAGAAUGCAGCUCACAGAUAAUCCAUUGUGAUAUCAAGCCUCAAAAUAUCCUUCUCGACGAUUCUCUUAACGCAAGAAUUUCUGAUUUCGGACUAGCCAAGCUGUUGAAGACAGACCAAACUAAAACAAUUACAGCAAUCAGGGGGACCAAAGGGUACGUAGCUCCUGAAUGGUUCAAGAAACUGCCAGUUACAACCAAAGUAGAUAUUUACAGCUUUGGCAUUCUGUUGCUAGAGCUAGUGUGUUGCAGAAAGAAAUUUGAGCUUGAUGCAAUGGAAGAAGAUCAGAUAGUUCUUGCAGACUGGGCAUAUGAUUGCUUCAAAGAAGAAAAGUUAGACCUUUUAGUACUAGAAGAUGAAGAAGCCAUGGAAGACAUGAGAAGAGUGGAGAGUUUUGUGAUGAUAGCAAUUUGGUGUAUUCAGGAGGAUCCAUCUUUAAGACCUGGAAUGAAGAAAGUUUUACAGAUGUUAGAAGAAGCUGUUCAAGUCCCUAUUCCUCCGGACCCUGCAUCAUUUAUCAGCUCAAUCUAA
Messenger RNA from Dovyalis caffra, 2349 nucleotides. Lineage: Eukaryota; Viridiplantae; Streptophyta; Magnoliopsida; Malpighiales; Salicaceae. The record is from the annotation of a GenBank genome assembly.